Molecule: messenger RNA, 3812 nt
Organism: Benincasa hispida (wax gourd)
Lineage: Eukaryota; Viridiplantae; Streptophyta; Magnoliopsida; Cucurbitales; Cucurbitaceae
Gene: ABO6
Product: DEA(D/H)-box RNA helicase family protein
Cellular component (GO): intracellular anatomical structure; nucleus
Molecular function (GO): helicase activity; RNA binding; ATP binding
Source: RefSeq, a predicted model, not a curated record
AUGCAUAAUUUCAACCGACUUCCAAAUUUUCUCUUAGUAUUAUCGAAGAACAUAGGCUGCGACCUGUCUAUCAAUCACGGCCUCGCCGUGAGGCCACUGAAACUGCUUCUACAGUCUCAUUCCUAUUCUGUUAACCGAGUCUGGCGAGGUUCGUAUCAUUACGCUGCGGAGCAAUUCUCGGACGAUGAGUACGAGUGCGACGUCGAGAACAAUACGGCCUCAUCUUCUGUGGCCAACAUCGAUGAGUGGAAAUGGAAACUUAGCUUGCUAUCUCGAAAUGAGAAGGAUCAAGAGAUCGUAUCCAGAGAUAACAGAGACAGGAGAGACUUUGAACAGAUCUCAAACCUUGCCAAAAAGAUGGGGCUCUAUUGUUCAAUGUAUGGAAAAGUGGUAGUUGCAAGUAAAGUUCCCCUUCCUAACUACCGACCUGAUUUGGACGAUAAACGACCACAAAGGGAGGUUGCUAUUCCUUUAAGUUUGCAAAGGAGGGUGGAAGGUUUACUACAGGAACAUUGCGAUCGCAUUCGGUUAAGUUCUGGAAAGGCUAGUGAGAUUUCAAAUGAUGCCAAGUCCAUUGAUGAGGUUACAGAUGUGAAUAUGGAUGAAUGUGAAGAUUCUUAUGUUGAUGGGUCUGUGAUGGAAAAGGUACUUCAACGGAAGAGUUUACGGAUGCGAAAUAUGCAAAGAGCAUGGCAGGAAUCACCUGAAGGGAGGAAGAUACUGGAUUUCAGGAGGUCUCUGCCAGCAUUCAAGGAGAAGGAAAGGUUACUCCAGGCAAUAGCAACAAAUCAGGUAGUAGUUAUAUCAGGAGAAACUGGAUGUGGUAAGACUACACAACUUCCUCAGUACCUAUUAGAAUCAGAAAUUGAAACUGGUCGAGGAGCAUUCUGUAGCAUAAUAUGCACUCAACCUCGGAGGAUCUCUGCUAUGGCUGUUUCUGAAAGAGUAUCCAUAGAGCGAGGAGAACCCCUUGGUGAAACAGUUGGCUAUAAAGUUCGAUUAGAAGGUAUGAAAGGGAAAAACACUCAUCUGUUGUUUUGCACCAGUGGUAUAUUACUUCGGAGGCUUCUAAGUGAUCGUAAUCUAAAUGGGAUUACCCAUGUCUUUGUGGAUGAAAUUCACGAGCGAGGCAUGAAUGAAGAUUUUCUGUUGAUUGUCUUGAAGGAUCUCCUUCCACGCCGCCGGGAUUUAAGAUUAAUCUUGAUGAGUGCCACUUUAAAUGCUGAACUCUUUUCCAGUUAUUUUGGAGGAGCACCAACUAUUCACAUCCCAGGUUUUACAUUUCCAGUGAGGGCAUACUUUUUGGAAGAUGUGUUAGAAAUGACUGGCUAUAAGUUGACAUCUUUCAACCAAAUCGAUGAUUAUGGCCAAGAGAAAAUGUGGAAAACACAGAAACAAUUAGCUCCACGAAAAAGGAAAAACCAAAUCACUUCUCUUGUUGAGGACGCUCUUGAUAAAUCAACCUUGGGAAAUUAUAGUUCCAACACACGAGAUUCUCUCUCAUCCUGGAUGCCUGACUGCAUAGGUUUUAAUCUUAUCGAGGCUGUUUUGUGCCACAUAUGUCGUAAGGAACGACCUGGUGCAGUUUUAGUAUUCCUGACUGGAUGGGAGGAUAUCAGCAGUUUGAGGGAUCAAUUGAGAGCUCAUCCACUUUUAGGAGAUCCAAACAGGGUUUUGCUUUUGACAUGCCAUGGUUCAAUGGCAACAUCUGAACAGAGACUCAUAUUUGAGAAACCUGCUCAGAAUGUCCGUAAAGUAGUUCUUGCCACUAAUAUGGCAGAGGCGAGCAUCACAAUAAAUGAUGUUGUUUUUGUUAUUGACUGUGGAAAAGCAAAAGAAACCACGUAUGAUGCAUUAAAUAAUACACCUUGUCUGUUACCUUCAUGGAUAUCGCAGGCUUCUGCUCGGCAAAGAAGGGGCCGGGCUGGCCGUGUUCAACCAGGAAAAUGUUUUCAUCUUUACCCAAAAUGUGUUUUUGAAGCAUUUUCUGAGUAUCAACUUCCUGAACUUUUGAGAACUCCAUUGAAUUCCCUCUGCCUUCAAAUAAAAAGUUUGCAGGUUUCAAGUGUAGGAGAAUUCUUGUCAUCUGCUCUGCAGCCACCAGAACCCUUGGCUGUACAAAAUGCCAUUGAUUUUUUAAAGAUGAUCGGGGCAUUUGAUGAGAAGGAAAACUUGACAAAUCUUGGAAAAUUUUUGUCAAUGCUUCCCGUUGACCCUAAGCUAGGAAAAAUGCUGAUAAUGGGUGCUAUCUUUCAUUGCUUUGAUCCAAUCCUCACUAUAGUUUCCGGCCUUAGUGUCAGAGAUCCUUUUCUUCUACCUCAGGACAAAAAAGACUUAGCUGGGAUAGCCAAGGCUAGAUUUUCUGCAAAGGACUACAGUGAUCAUAUGGCGCUUGUUCGUGCUUAUGAGGGAUGGAAAGAUGCAGAAAGAGAAGGGUCAUCCUAUGAGUACUGCUGGAGGAACUUCCUUUCUAUGCAAACACUUCAAGCAAUUGAUUCACUUAGAAGACAGUUUAACUUCAUUUUAAAGGAUGCAGGAAUAGUUGAUCUAGAUGGUAGCACGAGUAACAAGUUAAGCCACAACCAGUCUCUUGUUCGUGCGAUCAUUUGUUCUGGUCUCUUUCCAGGCGUAGCAUCUGUUGUGCACAGAGAGACUUCCAUGUCUUUCAAAACCAUGGAUGAUGGCCAGGUCUUGCUGUAUGCGAAUUCUGUAAAUGCGCGUUAUGAUACAAUUCCCUUCCCGUGGCUGGUCUUUGGCGAGAAAGUGAAGGUCAAUACAGUUUUCUUACGAGAUUCUACUGGCAUAUCUGAUUCAAUGCUGAUUCUUUUUGGUGGAGCAGUACAUCGUGGUGUACAGGCUGGUCAUUUGAAAAUGUUAAAUGGCUACGUUGAAUUCUUUAUGGAUUCUAAUUUGGCGGAAUGCUAUUUGCAACUCAAGGAAGAACUUGAUAAACUUAUUGAAAACAAACUUCAGAACCCGGGACUCGAUAUUCUCAAAGAAGGCAAGUACCUUGUUCUUUCUGUUCAAGAGUUGGUAUCAGGUGACCAAUGCGAAGGGAGAUUUGUCUUUGGUCGGGACAGUAAGAAGCAAGCGUCUAGCAACGACAAAUUCACAAAGGAUGGCACCAACCCAAAGAGCUUGCUACAAACCUUGCUAAUGAGGGCAGGACAUUCCCCUCCAAAGUACAAAACCAAGCACCUCAAGACAAAUGAAUUCAGGGCGCUGGUAGAGUUUAAGGGUAUGCAAUUUGUGGGUAAGCCUAAGAAAAACAAGCAGCUUGCAGAGAGGGAUGCUGCUAUAGAGGCUCUGGCCUGGUUGACACACACCUCUGACAAUGGUGCAAAUUCAGACGAUGACUCUCCUAUUGAUGUAACUGACAACAUGCUAAAACUUCUUGGAAAACGAAGGCGGUCUAAAGGCCGCCCUGGUUAAUGACAUGAUAUAAGAAGUAAUUAGCUUCAAGCCAGCAAAUCGAAUUGUUUCAUUUGAAGUGUAGACAAGUUCCUGCUAAGCUUGUAUGUCGUAUGUGCAUUAGGAUUUGCGGGACUUUGAUUCCGUGCGCUGCUGAGUAGGAAAACGAGAUACGGUAGGUAUGCAAAAUUUUGGAGCUGGUUUAAAACUCACAAAUCUAUGUCGGGGAAGUGUAUACUUUUUGGGCAUAGAAGCAUAAUAUCCUGAUAACUUAUUUAUACCAUUGAUGGAGCUGGUCUAUAGCUCUCAAAAUUUAGGAGAAUGUGAGCUAGGACCUUGGGAUUGUGUUAUUAUACUUGGAAUAAAUUAGUUUUAGUUUAUAUGUUUUGCUGAGAAAGUGA